GAACGUUGCCUUUCCUUCCGGGAAAUGAGCCUUAGCCCCUCUAAGGUUGCGCCAGGGGUGGAGCCGGAGGAGAGGCCUGAGCCCGGGUCAGCAUCAGAGAAGCGGGAGCCGGAGGCGGGGCCUGCGCCAGACCCCCCGGGCGGGUGGGAUCUGGGGGCAGGGCAGGAGUCAGAGCCGCCCCCCUCCUCAAGGCAGGAGUCGGAGCGGCUUUUGGAGUCAAGUCAGAGACGGGAACCCGAGGCUAGCUGGGCUUCCGGGCAGAGCGCAGAGUCACCAGGGGCGUCGGCGCAGGAGCCACCUUCAGGCGCGGUGCCGGCGAGGCGGGAUUCCUCUCUGUCCGCCUCACAGUUGGGAAAUCAGUUGUUUUCGAGCGCCCGCUGCCGCACUGACUGCCUGGAGGCGCCGCUCUCCCGCGCCUUCGGAUGGCUGGGAUGGAAGGUGGGCUCGCACCCCUGGAUCUUCCUGCUGGCGCCGAUGGUGCUGACGGCCGCUCUCGGCACUGGCUUCGUUUACCUGCCCAAGGACGAAGAUGAAGACCUCGAGGAGCAGUACACUCCGAUCGGCAGCCCGGCCAAAGCUGAGCGGCGCUUUGUGCGGGGACAUUUCACCACCAACGACUCUUAUCGUUUCUCCGCCUCCAGGCAGAGCACCGAGGUCAAUUUCGCGUCGAUUCUCGUGGUCUCCAACACUGCCUCGCUGCUGGAACAAGAAAUCUUAUCAGAAGUUAGUAAAUUGGACGACGCGGUGCAGGCUCUGUAUGUGACACAGGAAGACGGAACGCGGAUCCACUACAGUCAGGCGUGCGCCAAGAACCAGGGCCACUGCGUGCCCUCCAACCCACUUCUGGCCGCCUGGCGGGCGAACAAUAGCCUCAACCUGAAAAACAUCACCUUUCCCAUCUGCAACCAAAACGGCCAGCCCUUCUACCUCGCCAGCCUCGUUGGAGGCAUCGUCUUAGGCGAGAGCGUAGGAACGAACCAGUUACUCCUGGAGGCUAAAGCCAUGCGGCUGCUGUAUUACCUGAAGACUGAGGACGGGGAGGACAACGAGCGGAGCAAGGCGUGGCUGAUACUUUUCCUGAACCAGUUCAGCAACAUUGAAGAGAGUCUGGCCCUGAAGAAGAUCCAGGUGGUCUACUUUACAUCACUCUCGCGAGAACUGGAAUUUGAGGCAACUUCUAUGACAGUGAUCCCUUUGUUUCACUUGGCAUACCUUCUAAUCAUAUUGUUUGCAGUCAUAUCAUGCUACAGGUGUGACUGUGUACGCAACAAAAUGUGGGUUGCAGCCUUUGGAGUGAUUUCUGCUGCCUUGGCAGUGGUGAGCGGCUUUGGCCUGAUGUUGUACAUUGGGGUGCCAUUUGUGAUCAUAGUUGCAAAUUCACCAUUUCUUAUUCUAGGUGUUGGGGUCGAUGACAUGUUUAUUAUGAUUUCUGCCUGGCAGAAGACCAGCCUCAUGGAUAGUAUAAAACAGCGGCUGUCCAGUGUCUAUUCAAAAGUGGCAGUGUCCAUUACAAUCACCACCAUCACCAACGUCCUGGCUUUCUAUACAGGGAUUAUGACCUCUUUCAGGUCCGUACAAUACUUUUGCAUUUAUACAGGAACAACCCUGCUCUUUUGUUAUUUUUAUAACAUCACCUGUUUUGGAGCAUUUAUGGCCCUCGAUGGUAAAAGAGAAGUAGUCUGUCUACGCUGGUUGAAAAAGUCAGAAACUCCUGACCAAAAAUGUUCCUCAUUAAAAAAGUCCUGCUGUCUCCCAUUUGAUUCUCUCCCAGAUGAACAGGAAGCUGAUAUUCAUCCAAUGAAUUUGUUCUUUAGAGACUAUUUUGGCCCUUUUCUCACAAGCACCGAGUCCAAGUUUUUUGUAGUGCUUUUAUACAUUUUGUACAUCAUAAGUAGUGUAUAUGGGUGUUUCCAAGUGCAGGAAGGUUUAGACCUUCGAAAUUUGGCAAGUGACGAUUCCUACAUCACACCGUAUUUUAAUAUUGAUGAAGAAUAUUUUUCAGAUUAUGGUCCCAGGGUUAUGGUUAUUGUUACUGAAAUUCUUGACUACUGGAAUAAAGAUGCUAGGCAAAGAUUGGAAAAAUGUCUGGCAGAUUUUGAAAACAAUGACUACGUAGAUAAAAAUCUUACAGAGUUUUGGUUACGAGAAUAUGUGCGAUAUAUGGAAAAUAACAGACAAGAUAUAAAUGAUAAGAAUACUUUUAUAAACAGUAUUUCCAAUUUUUUAAUGGAUUUUCCACUUUUUGUGUAUGAUAUUAAUAUUUCAUCAUCACAUGAAAUCAUUACUUCCCGGGCCUUCAUUCAGACCAUAGGUGUUUCUUCUGCAAACAAUAAGAAGAUGAUGUUAUUCCAGUUACGAAGCCUGGCUGAAAAGUGUGAAAUUCCCCUAAUGGUGUAUAACCAGGCAUUCAUAUAUUUUGAUCAGUAUGCUGCAAUAUUAGAAAACACUGUUCGAAAUGUCAUUGUUGCAUCAACAGCUAUGUUCAUCGUUUCCUUAUUGUUAAUUCCUCAUCCACUGUGUUCCUUGUGGGUAACUUUUGCUAUUGCUUCUGUGAUUGUGGGAGUCACGGGUUUCAUGGCAUUCUGGAAUGUCAAUCUUGAUUCCAUAUCCAUGAUUAAUCUUGUUAUUUGUAUAGGGUUUUCUUUCGAUUUUUCUGCACACAUUUCCUAUGCAUUUGUUUCCAGUUCAAAGCCCUCAGUAAACCAAAAAACAAUUGAGGCAUUGUAUCAGCUAGGCUACCCGGUGUUACAGAGUGCGUUUUCAACAGUAAUAGGGGUGUGCGUUUUAGCUGCAGCUAAAGCAUACAUCUUCAGAACAUUUUUUAAGAUUAUGUUUCUUGUCAUGGUAUUUGGGGCUGCUCAUGGCCUAAUUUUUAUUCCAGUAUUCUUAACCUUUUUUUGAAGGCUUGUUUGAAUAUCCACUAACAAAUCAACUACCAGUCAUAGAAUUCCUGAUUGCCCCAUUCCAAUCUGAUAAAAACGCACUGCUAAGAAUAGUCAAUAAACUAAAAACAAAGGCAUGUUUUCUUGGCUUGGAAAUCCCAUUUAAAAAUGUUAUUUAAAAUAUCCUGAGAAAAAUUAAUUAGUCUUACAUUAAAAUAUCUUUACUAAAUUAGGAAGUGUUGUCAUCUUUAUUAUAAUCUAUACAAUCAAGUAUAAGGUAUAACUUUCCAGUUAUUUUUCCUUUUAUUUCAUCAUUAGAAAUUUAUGCCUGAAAUUCAAGUAUUUAAUAUAUUAUACUAUAAAUGAAAUAUUAUUUUCAUUGUACUUCCUAUAUGCAUUAUUAUGUAAAAGUGCAACUUAUUAUUAUUUAUUCUCCCAGUCUGGGGCUUUUCUAUGCAUUUUCUUAGUGAUGUAUUUUGAUGAAGUGAAGUUUUUAAAGUUUUGAAAUCCAGUUUAUCAUUUUUUUUAUGGUUAGUGCUUUCUGUGUUCUAAGAAACCUUUGCCUAUUCCAAGGUUACAAAAAAAUUCAUCUAUGUUUUCUUCUCAAAACUAAUAGUUUUAAUUUUACAUUUAGGUCUAUGAUCCAUAAAUCUGUGUUUGUUGGGAAGUAUGGAUAGAGGUUCAUUUUCUUCUCAUAAUAGUUAUUUAUUUGUCUCAGCGUCAUUUGUGAAAAAGACUGUCCUUUCAGCUAAGGAUUUAUUUGGUACCUCUGUCAAAGAAUCAAUCAAUUGACAAUUUAUGUGUGGUUCUAUUUCUGUGCAUUGAUGUGUUUGUCUAUACUAAAGCCAAUACCACAUGGCUUGACUACUAAAGCUUUAUAUUGAUUCUUGAAAUUAAGUUGUGUAUGUUGUCCAACAUUUUUCUUCCUUUCCAAAUUGUUUUGGGUAUUCUAAGAUCUUUGCAUUUAGAUACUAAUUUUAGAAUCACUUGUCUAUGUAUCAGAAAAGCCUUCUGGGAUCAAGAUUGGGUUAUGGUGAAUCUGCAGAUCAAUUUGGGGAAAAUAAAUAUCCUAGCAAUAUGGAAUCUUCCAAUCUGUGAACAUGGUUUAUUGCUCCAUUUAUUUAUGUCUUCUUUAAUUUCUCUCAGGAAUAUCUUACAGAUUUAGGUAGAUUUUACUUCUAAGUAUUUUUAUGGCAUUGCAAAUAAUAUUAAUUUUAAAUUCCUUUUCCAUUUUUUUUACUAGUACAUAAAAAUACAAUUGAUUUUGGUAUACCUACCUUAUAUUGUGCAACUUUGUUAGGUUCCUGUAUUAGUUCUUGUAGAUUUUUGUAACUCUUUAGUAGUUUUUACCUAUGCAAUUAUGUAAAGGUCACAUAAAGACCAUUUUAUUUCUUCCUAUAUAAUCUUUACCUCGUACUUGACUUAUUGCACUGGCUUAAAACAUCCAGUAAAAUGUGGGAAAAUGUACUACGAGCAGACAUCAUUCCCGUUUCCCAACUCUACAGGAAACAUGUUCAAUAUUUCAUCAUUAAGUAUGCUAGAAGGUAUUACAGAGCUGUUUCUGUCAGAUUGAGGAAGCUCCUUUCUACUCCUAGUUUGCUGAGAUGUUUUAUCAUGAAUGAGCAUUGAAUUUUAUCAAAUAAUUUUUGUCCAUUAAGAUUAUCAUGUCAUUUUUCUAUUUUAAUCUGUGAAUGUGGCAAUUUAUGUUGACUUAUUUUUUAAUAUUAUACCAACAUUUCUAGGAUGAUUCACAUUUGGUCAUGGCAUAUUUAUUUUCAUACCUUGCUCUUUGUUUUGUUAAUACUUUGUCAGUGAUAUUUGUUCCUAGAAUCAUGAGGGAUAUUGGUAUACAAUUCCCUUUUCUUGUAAUGUCUUUCUCAGGUUUUGAUAUCAGGAUUAUGCUGCCCGCAGAAGAUGAACUGGUAAAUAAUCCUCGUCUCUUAAUGUCUGAAAUACAUAAUUUAUGGUGGAUAUCAUUUGAUGUCAUCAUUCCUUAAAUGUUUGGUAGAAUUCACAAGUGAAGUCUUCUGGGCAUGGAGUUUUUCUGGGAAUGUUUUUUAUUUCAAAUUCACUUUUUUUAAACAACUAUAAGGCCAUUCAGAUGUUCUGUUUCUCUUUGGGUCACUUUUGGUAUGUUUCAGUUUACAAGGAAUUUACCCAUUUGGUUAAGUGGCCAGUUGACUAUUUUCUUAUCAUUUUAAUGUCCCUAGUGCUGUCCGCUGUGCAAUUUUUGAUAUUAGUAAUUUGUAUUAUAUCCCUUUUAUUUCUUGAUCAACAGAUUAUCAGUUUUAUUAAAUUUUCCCAAGAACUAACUUUUGGCUUUAUUGAUUUUCUCUAUUAUUUCUCUAACAAUUCAUUGAUUUCUACUCUUUAUUCCUUCUUCUUUUCUACUUUGAUUUUAAUUUUUUCUUCAUUUUCUAGCAUUGUAAGGUGGUCGGUAGGUUAAGUCAUUGAUUUUAAACCUUUAUUCUUUUCUAAGAAAGCUUUUAAUGCUAUACAUUUCUUUCUAACUACUGUUUUAACUGUAUCCACAAAUUUUUAUAUGAUGGGUGUUCAUUAUCAUUCAUUUCAAAAUAAGUUCUCAUUUUGCUUGUGAUUUCUUCUUUGACCAUGAAUCAAACAAUACCUUUAUUUUCUCUUCAUUUUUCAAGAAUACUUUAACUGGAUAUAGAAUUCCAGGUUGAGAGGGUUUUUUUCUUUCAGCACUUUAAAAAUGUCAUUGCAUUGUCUUCUUGAUGUAAUGCUUUGGUUAGAAUUCAGCCUUCAUUGUGAUAUUGUUCUUCUCUGUGGAACAUGUUUAAGUUUUUCUCUAGUUGCUUUUAAGAUUUUUCUCUUUAUUAUUGGGUUUUCAACAAUUUGAUUAUGAUGUGACUGUGUACGGUGUUUUUUCUAUUUUACCUUCUUGGGUAUUGUUGAGCUUUUAGGACCUGUGGCCUGAUAUUUUCCAUCAUAAUUGGAAAUAUUUUAGCCUUUAUUUCUUCAAAUGUUUUUCUGCCACAUUGUCUCUCCCCUUUCCUUCUGGGACUCCAAUUUCAAAUAUGUUCUUGUUAUUUUUAGUUGGUUCAUAAAAUUGUAAUAUUCUAAGUUUGCAUUUUAUCAAUAAUAAAUUUGAAUUUGUUGACACCUUCAAUAGACUCUUCUCUGUAGCCAAUAUUUUAUUGAAAACAUAUUCUUUCUACAUAUGGUGAGAUUCCUGGUAAGCUCAGGAAAGUUCUGCUAUGUGAAGGUUAUUAAUUAUGCUUCUAUGUUUGGAAAUGUUUAAAUAUUUUGGUCUAAAUAUUUUCAUCAUUACUGUCCUGUUUUAUUUUAUUGAGAUUGUCAUUUUUAGAUAAAUAUUUUA
Diceros bicornis minor is the source of this 6222-nucleotide messenger RNA. RefSeq names its product patched domain-containing protein 3. Lineage: Eukaryota; Metazoa; Chordata; Mammalia; Perissodactyla; Rhinocerotidae. Gene Ontology annotation, cellular component: membrane. The record is from RefSeq and is a predicted model, not a curated record. The transcript has 4 exons. Bases 25 to 2901 code for a protein of 958 amino acids.